This is a messenger RNA of Nycticebus coucang (slow loris), 4755 nucleotides long. It is a transcript of the gene CRKL, whose product is annotated as CRK like proto-oncogene, adaptor protein. NCBI's taxonomy places the organism in Eukaryota, Metazoa, Chordata, Mammalia, Primates, Lorisidae. Bases 71 to 982 code for a protein of 303 amino acids. Gene Ontology annotation, molecular function: protein binding. Gene Ontology annotation, biological process: positive regulation of ERK1 and ERK2 cascade. The transcript has 3 exons. The record is from RefSeq and is a predicted model, not a curated record.
GGCCAAGACUUCCCGAGCAGGCGACAGCGGCCGCCGCCCCGACGCGCCACACAGCCCCCGGCCCGCCACCAUGUCUUCUGCAAGGUUCGAUUCCUCAGACCGCUCCGCCUGGUACAUGGGGCCUGUGUCUCGCCAGGAGGCGCAGACCCGGCUCCAGGGCCAGCGCCACGGCAUGUUCCUGGUCCGCGACUCGUCCACCUGCCCCGGGGACUACGUGCUGUCUGUGUCCGAGAACUCACGGGUCUCUCACUACAUCAUCAACUCCCUGCCCAACCGGCGUUUUAAGAUCGGGGAUCAAGAGUUCGACCAUUUGCCGGCCCUGCUGGAGUUUUACAAGAUCCACUACCUGGACACUACCACCCUCAUCGAGCCUGCGCCCAGGUAUCCAAGCCCACCAAUGGGGUCUGUGUCUGCACCUAACCUUCCUACACCAGAAGAAAAUCUGGAAUAUGUACGGACUCUCUAUGAUUUUCUUGGGAACGAUGCCGAAGACUUGCCCUUUAAAAAGGGUGAGAUCCUCGUGAUAAUAGAGAAGCCUGAAGAACAGUGGUGGAGUGCCCGGAACAAGGAUGGCCGGGUUGGGAUGAUUCCUGUCCCUUACGUUGAAAAGCUUGUGAGAUCCUCACCACAUGGAAAGCAUGGAAAUAGGAAUUCCAACAGUUACGGGAUCCCGGAACCUGCUCACGCAUACGCUCAACCUCAGACCACAACUCCUCUACCUGCAGUUUCCAGUACUCCUGGGGCAUCGAUCAACCCUUUGCCAUCCACACAGAAUGGACCUGUCUUUGCGAAAGCAAUCCAGAAAAGAGUACCCUGUGCUUAUGACAAGACCGCCUUGGCAUUAGAGGUUGGUGACAUUGUGAAAGUCACAAGGAUGAAUAUAAAUGGCCAGUGGGAAGGCGAAGUGAAUGGGCGCAAAGGGCUUUUCCCCUUUACACACGUCAAAAUCAUUGACCCUCAAAACCCAGAUGAAAACGAGUGAUUGCUGUUGUCCUGUUUCUGCUGCUUCAUCGUUCUGCCUGUCAUAGUCUCCUUUGAAGUGGGAACGCAUUCUCUCUCAUAGGCGGGUCACACUGCAUUGCCGACCUCCAGCUUUCUGCAGACUGGCGGUCUCUCAUACACAUUUGGAAUGCACACAGCGGCUGCCUCCUGGCAUUUGUAUCAUAGUUGUAUUGUCAAAGAGUAGCCGAUUUUAGAGUUCUUUUGGAUCAUAAACUGGAAGUACUGGUGGAAGCACACAAGUGGAGAGAAGAUGAGGAAAGGGUCUUCCUUCUCAUCACUGCCUGGUUUGCAGCUGGGACUGAUUCUGUCAUGUUGGUCAGAGAAAGCUUGAGAUCAUGGGGAGAUACUGUGUGUUGCUGUUCCAUAAAGCAGUGGCUCAGCUACCAUCUUUCUUUUCUUUGGACAAGAGGAAAUGAACCUUAAGGAAGGCAAAAUUUUGUCCUGAACCCCUCAAAUCUGACCUUUGUUUUCUUUUGUUUCGGUUUGAUUUUGGAAGAUUUAAGUAGACUUGUGUGUUCUGAACAGGUUUUUAAGUAGCAGGUUGGAUUUUUGUGAUAGUCCAAGGAAUGACACGUGCCUCUGAGCUUCUAAACUGAAGCUGCCAUAACUAAAGAAAUAUGAAAAGAACAACCCUGAAGCAGAGGCCUUUAUUGUCUUGGUUGCCAAUAGUACCUUGUUUCACCAGACAGCAAACAAUAAGCAAUUAUGGAGUGCCGAGCUAUGUGCACAGCCUCUUGGAUUACUUUAGCCCCAAAAGCAUGGGAAGAGGGUACUUUGGGGAAAUCUUUGCUCACCUUGUUUUGUCAGUGCUAAGAACAGUGGGCAGGGUCGGGGGAGCACUGGGCUGGUUACUUGUCCAGCUUUUCAAUGAAUUCACCCUUUUAAGGUUAGGUGUUAAUUUUUUUUUUUUUAAGGUGUGGUUGUUCUAGGAUCCUUGCAUUCAUUAAUCAAUCAUUAAAUGUCAUUCACCGAAGCCCAGUCCUCUCUGCCCUGGCCCAGCUUCACCAGUUUGCCAGAGAAAAAUGGUGCUGCUAAAACUGGUUCCACUAUCUAAGCGUCUGUGAUGCUCCCAAGCAAAGGAAGUGCAAGCCCUGGAAAUUGGUUAAUAUAUUUGAUGUCUAGUGUUUUAGGGACUAGGGAGAGCCAUUAACCAAUUUACUAUUAACUUUUUAUCAGUUUGCUGAUGUUAAAACAUUUCCCUGUUAGCUAAAACAAGCCAUCUGGUACAAAUGUGUGACUGAUCUGUCAUCUGCACGUAGCAGAUUAGAAUUCUGGACCCUUGCUGGGUGCAGUGGCUCACGCCUAUAAUCCCAGCACUUGGGAGGCCAAGGCAGUCAGAUCGCCUAAGCUCACAGGUUUGAGAUCAGCCUGAGCCAGAGCAAAACCCUGUCUCUAAAAAUAACCAGGCAUUGUGGCGGGUGCCUUUAGUCCUAGCUACUUGGGAGGCUGAGACAAGAGAAUCACUUGAGCCCAAGAGUUUGAGGUUGCUGUGAGCUAUGAUGUUACAGCACUCUACUGAGGGUGACAAAAUGAAACUCCGUCUCAAAAAAAAGAAAAUAAUUCUGGACCCCUUCUGCAGUUCAGUCUGCUCUCCCUUCUGGACCCUGGUAAAGACAAGCUUCAGCUCGUACUGAAUACUGCAGACCUAGAAAUGUAGCAAUUUUCUAAGGAGGUCAUUUACUAAUAAUCUGCUCUGACUAUGGCCCUAUCUCUGGAGGUUCUUAGGUUUUGAGGUUUAGAGCAAUAUAUAUUGAUGGCAAAACCAGGAACACAACCAUUUUUCCAUUUCUUUUUCAAUUUCCCUUUAGUCAGUAUUCCAUCAGACAGAUAACUGCCAUAUUAAAGAAUCUUGAGAGUGUUCCUGUGACAAAACUAAUGGUCUGUUGGGAAAAAUAACACAUGACUGCCUUUCUGUGAUUUUCCUCAAAAAUGCUCGGAGAUCAGCUCUUUUUCCUAACCAGUGAAAAUUGUAGCCGCCUUCUGGUUGGGUCCGUGUGGUAGGCAUGCACUAAGUUCAGGCCCACCUUAGUAUCCACAAGUGCUGGGGGUACUGGGGUGUGACAGAGUCUCAAAGUCUCCCUUGAGAUAGCCCUUGCCAUUCAACCAGUUGACCUGGUUUAGCCUACCCUUGUUGGCACCCAAGUGGAGUGUCCAGCAGAAGGUGGAAUGUGUACCUCAUUCAAAGGCAUAAAUUCUUGCAGACUUUUACAACCAGAUUUAGCUGAAGGGCUUGACACUUUUUGAUUAUAGCAGUUGGCUCAGAGCAUAAAGAAGUAUGUUGCCAUUUUGGAAAGCAUGUCAUGCUUUAGCCAUGUCUACCGACCAAUAGCAAGACCCAUAUUAUAUGGAGCACUUCAGAAUCAAAACACCUAUGAACCUAGGGUUUGGUUUUAUAAUGAAUCAGUUUAUGAUUUCAGCCCAGGAGAUUCAGAGCUCAAAUAAGGUGAGCCUUGGGUUCUGAACUCCCAACAUGUGUGCCAAAAGUAAUCACUUUUUGACUUAAAACCUUACCAGUUUUUUAAUCAGGCAGGGAAAUCCCCUUUUUCACACUAAGUUUAUGAAAAUGCACUCCUGCUGGAGCUUCAUGGCUGGGUUCCCCACUGGUCUAAGACAUUUGUGCUUCAUAGGUCAACACACAUCUGACCCAGAGGGUGGGUUUUCUUUGGUAAUUGUUCAUUACUCGUUCUGCUCUACUAUGUUGUUUAAGAAAAUAUUUGGAUGUUAAAUUAACUUAGUAUGGUUUUUCACCUGGAAAGGAAACCAAUUACAUUCUGGGGGGCAUUGACCAUUUCAUUAAAAAUUUAUUUAUCCUGGGAAGGACCUCCAGUACUUGAGUCCUUGUCAUGUCUGUGCUGUGUGGAGCCACCUGAUGCCGUGGUUGACAAAGAGGAGGAUUUGUUGACCAGCUGCCAUUUGACAACUUUGGUCACCCACACUAAAUACUUUCUGUGCUCAUGGUUGGAAAACUGAAAGGAGGAAAGGACAGCUGUGCCCUCCAUGGAGCUCAUGAUUGCUUGGUACUGUACUGGCUUUCCUUCACAGCUGUUUACAGACAAGGCGGGCCUGAGAUGCACGGCCACUGCUCUUGUAAUGUUUGCUCAGAGGAAUAUGAACAUUUUAUUUUGAAAAGGGAUGAUGCGGUUUUGUGUCAGGUGUUUAUAAUUUAAUCCUUUAAUAUUGUGGUCAUUAACCUCUUAAAAUGAAUGAAUUCUUGAUUGUUUUAACACAGCACCUAAGACUAAUGAUUUCUGUGGACACCACUGAGCUCUGCCUCAGCUCCACCCUCUGGGACCAGAGAACUAUAUCCCUGGCAACUGCUGUCAGUAUGGACACUGAGAUGGUUGUAUAUCCUAACGGAGUAGAAGGACAGUUCUCUGAGACAGGAUCAUUGUCCCUACAGGAGGAACAGUGGCCUUGCUUCUUAGACGGUCUUCACUGUGUGUUUUACAACAACAACGUAAAACUUUUUUGACCUGUAACUUAAAGAUCAUAAACUUCAGGCAAUAAUAUUUUCUGUGUAAGCUUUUAAAAUUAUUUUUGGGGAUCAUAGCUUGUUUUAUUUUGUGCUAUAAAAUUAACAGUAUUAAAUGACUUAUAUUCUUAGAAUACAUUGAGUGUCUUUUCUUAACAGAUUAGUGCCUUUUUAUUUUUGUAUUCCAUUUUACGUUACUGGUCCCAGCAUCAAAACCCUUGUUUCCAUGGCCUGUUUGUACAUUGUGUCAAUAAAACUUGCAUCAGCCAGUGGUGGCAGCA